Messenger RNA from Cydia fagiglandana, 825 nucleotides. RefSeq lists its product as uncharacterized. The record is from RefSeq and is a predicted model, not a curated record. Bases 1 to 825 code for a protein of 274 amino acids. Lineage: Eukaryota; Metazoa; Arthropoda; Insecta; Lepidoptera; Tortricidae. The transcript has a single exon.
AUGGAACAAGUACUAUCCACACUCCAAGAGAUACAAAAAGAGCUAAACGAACAAAAAACAACGAUUCGGGAGAGCGGAAAAAACGUUACUGAACAAGUGACCCAAAAUAUCAAUACAAUCAUUGAUGAAAAAUUCGUAAAAUGGGAAGAAAAGUACGAUAUUCUUAAGGAGAAAGUGGACACACAAGAAAAAAGGCUAUGUAUUUUAGAAAAACAGGCGAGGCAAAGAAACCUAAUAUUUUUCGGAAUUGAAGAAAACAAUUUACCAUAUUCUGAACAGGAGAACGCCAUCAUAUCAUUUAUCGAAGAACACUUCAAAAUUGAACUGGACCGCAAGGAUAUUCAGGCAUUUAGAAGAUUAGGCGUAAAAAAGGACAGACCCCGCCCCAUAGGGGUAACAUUCUCAACCCUUGGUACAAAAAUCAAUAUUUUGAAAAACAAGAAAAUGCUCAACAAUACUGGAUAUUACAUCACUGAGGACUUCCCACCAAACAUCUUAGAAAAAAGGAGAGAAUUACAAACUCAACUAAAAAUGGAAAACGCGAACGGGAAUAAAGCCUUCAUCAAGUAUGACAAAUUAGUAAUCGUUGGAAAAUCAAUAGACAUGACAUCCAACAAAAAAAGGAACCUCCAAAUAUCACCAGAGAACAAUCAACGCCAGAAUGACUAUAGAACACAGGUUUCAAAGAAAAAUAAAACCCAACCUAUGCAUUCACCAUUACAAAGACCACAAAGCGUAUCGGAGACAGUUCUAAAACCAGGAAUAUUAAAUUAUUUAGUAAAUAAAAAUCCAAACAACAAAGAAAAACAAGACACGAACUUAUAG